Molecule: messenger RNA, 918 nt
Organism: Leptosia nina
Lineage: Eukaryota; Metazoa; Arthropoda; Insecta; Lepidoptera; Pieridae
Source: the annotation of a GenBank genome assembly
AUGAUGCGUGCGGAAGUUAGGUCGACCAAUUCGAGGCGAGACGAGCCCAGCCAUUACGAUACGGGCACGUCUUGCGCUAUCACAAUUCAAAUGCCGAAUCCAGAAGCAGUUGGUUGCGUGGAGAGAUUCGCUACGUUGAUGUCACUUCUUCUCGUCAUCAUUACGUUCCCGUUUUCACUGUUUGAAUGUUUUAAAGUGGUCCAAGAAUUUGAAAGAGCAGUGAUAUUUCGUCUAGGAAGACUUCGAAAAGGUGGCGCACGAGGUCCCGGUCUUUUCUUCGUUCUUCCGUGUAUAGACACCUAUAGAAAAGUGGAUUUGAGGACUGUGUCAUUUGAUGUGCCCCCACAAGAGGUUCUAACAAGAGACUCAGUGACGGUAGCCGUCGAUGCUGUAGUUUAUUACAGAAUCAAAGAACCAUUAAAUGCCGUCGUUAGAGUUGCUGAUUACAGUGCUUCUACAAGGCUUCUAGCAGCUACAACAUUAAGGAAUGUACUCGGCAUGCGAGAUCUCGCUCAACUGCUAUCAGAUAGAGAAGCUAUAAGCCACAUGAUGCAAGCCAACUUGGAUGAAGCCACUGAUCCUUGGGGUGUGGAAGUGGAGAGAGUUGAAAUUAAAGACGUUCGACUACCAGUGCAAUUGCAGCGUGCUAUGGCAGCGGAGGCGGAAGCAGAUCGUGAAGCAAGAGCGAAGAUUAUCGCUGCUGAAGGUGAAAUAAAAGCCUCUCGGGCGUUGAAAGAAGCCUCACUAGUCAUGAUAGAUAAUCCGAUGGCACUGCAGUUACGAUAUCUACAAUCACUGAACACAAUAUCUGCUGAGAAGAACUCGACGAUCAUAUUUCCGUUUCCUAUGGAUUUCUUGAGGAGUUUCAUGAGCAGCGGAGCAGGAAAUAGCAUGCCACAUUCUCCCCUCCCUAUUUGA